CUGCAAUCGGCUUUUCGGCAAUACCCGGAUGGAAGUGUAAUGGCCGCCAUCAGGGACUCGCAAGCUUUGGGGACCAUGGCAGGUAUUUCUUCUUUUGAUCACUGCUCCUGAUUGCCGAAGCAGUAGAUUGUAUGACUUUCGUUCCUUGAAGACAGAGAUGGUCCUGGAAUACCAUGGUAUCAUAUAAUUUUCCUUGCUGAACAUGUUAACAUACUUAUGAAAAUCACAGCAGGUGAUACAGUUGAGUUGAAAUUGACUAGAUAAUGAAGCUCCAAUAUUGAAAUCAAUGAAGAAACUGAGGUACAGAGAAGUUGCAGUUUCACAGUGUCACAGAGAAGAGCUGGAACUAAAGCUUGCAUUUCCUGACUUCAAGAUUGUUUAUUUCUUCUUCCAGUUUACUUCUUGGUGAGUUAAUUUGUGAAAAACCUUGUAAUUUGGAGCUGUCUCGGCACAGUAUUGUUUCCUGCUUAAAUUACAAGUAACUUCAAGCAUUUUUAGAAGAAAAGAAAUUUGGAAAUUUUUGUCAAAUCAUGCCAUCUGAACUGAAACAGUUAUUUUUGGGUGAAAAACAAGCAACUUUACAAAAAGAUCAUGAUGUGAAAAACGAGGUAGUUGAUACUAUCCAACCAGUACUUAAAUCCCAAAUUUCAAAAAGUAGUUUUCAUUUUAAACUAAAAGAUGUAAGAAUUGAUUUGCCAAAGAUAUAUAUUCCAAAUGAAGUUUUAUUGAAACACGAAGUAGACAAAUACAGAAGAUUAUUUCAGUAUAAAUCUCAGACGGCAAGAAAAUCUAUCAGGAUAAAGACUGUAAGCUGUGUAGAGGAUUUUAUGUUGCUUCAUAAGUCUGAGAAAGUUGAAGAAGAAGGUAUAAAAAUGGCUGCAAAAAUACUCAACUUUAACUGCUUAAAAUGCCAAGAUAGUAUUCCAUAUAGCCCAAAUGAUUUGCAGAAACAUUUUCAAAUGUGGCACCAUGGUGAAUUACCUUCCUAUCCUUGUGAAAUGUGCAGUUUUUCAGCAAAUGACUUUCAGGUAUUUAAACAACACAGGCGAACCCAUAGAAGCACUUUAGUAAAAUGUGACAUUUGUAACAAUGAGCAUGUAUAUACUUUAUUAGAAUUGACAAGACACUUUUCAUCCACUCAUUGUGUAAAUGGUAAUUUUCAAUGUGAAAAGUGCAAAUUUACCACCCAGGAUGUUGGUACCUUUGUUCAACACAUUCAUAGACAUAAUGAAAUUCAUUAUACCUGUGGUAAAUGCCAUUAUAUAUGUUUUACCAAAGGAGAGCUUCAGAAGCAUCUUCAUAUUCAUUCUGGUACAUUUCCCUUCACUUGUCAGUACUGUAACUAUGGUACCACCAGGCGAGAAUACCUUAUAAGACAUAUUCUAACUUUGCACAAAGAACAUUUAUAUGCAAAAGAAAAACUGGAGAAGGACAAAUACGAAAAAAAAAUGUCGAAAACUUCAGCAGGACUUAAACUGAUACUGAAAAGAUAUAAAAUAGGUGCAUCAAGAAAGACAUUUUGGAAACGUAAGAAGAUUAACAACGGAAGUGACAGAAUUGUAGAGAAGGAUACUCAGUUGUUGGCAAAAUCUGAAGAUCAGAGUCCUUUUGUUCAAGAACAUCUAAAUGAAGAAAAGAAUGAAAGACUGCACUGUGAUAAUAAUGAUAAAACGGUUGGGUCCGAGCUAGAAAAGCCAACUCUUCAGUCCACUGGGCAAUGUAAUAGAAUGGAAGAGGGAUCAAACUCUACUCUAAGUUUCUUUAAGACUGCCGUACAAGGACCUACAGUAUUAACAGUGAAAAAUAACAGAAUAACAAUUCCUGCUAACUACAGUGCUAAGUUCAUGGGCUUCAAGAUGGUAGAUGGAAAACAGCAUAUUGUAAUAAAAUUGUUGCCUACUAACAAACAAAAUUUAUAUACAUUAGGCCCACAGUCAGAUGCUGCAAAGGACAAUACAACUAAUUUGCAGUCCCCAACUCUGGACACCACUGGAAUUUUGCCAGGAGUAGCAUCUGAGUUAAGUGACACAGCUUACAUGAAAGCAACAACUGCAUUGUCAUGUUUCUCUCCUGUACUUUCAGGGAAAAUAACUUCAGAAAAAGAAAUGGCUUUGCUAUCUCAGAGGAGUAAUAUGCUUCAAACAACAGAUGAUGGAAAUAAUAUAUCUUCUUUGUCAACAACGUCAGGAUUGGCUAUGACAUCUGUGAAUUUGACCACAAAAGUUGAACCAAGAGAUAAUGCUGACCUAUGGGGAAAUCCUACCACAGAGAGUCAAUCUGAAAUAUCAGGUACUGCCAUUAAAAGUCCAGAUAAAGUCAAACCAAAUGCAUAUAACAGUGGAGAUAUGCAUAACUAUUGUAUUAAUUAUGUUAACUCUGAGUUACCCAUUGAAUCUUCCAACCAAGGGUCAUUACCUUUUCAUAAUUACUCAAAAGUAAAUAAUUCAAAUAAACGUCGUAGACUUUCAGGAACUUCAGUGUGUGAAAACCCUCAAAGAGAAUCCUCAUCAAGCAAGACAGUUGUUCAGCAACCAAUUAGUGAGUCAGUUUUAUCACUAGUGAAGAAGGAGAGCUCAAACCCAGAUAGCCUGUUAGCAUCUAUUAACUUUUUAAAUACUAAAGAUGGAACUUUGAAAACACAGGUUGAAAUGGAGGAACAGUGUGCUAUAGAAAAAGGACAAAACACUUAUGGGCAGAACCUGUACACUAAUGAAAAUCAAAGUUUAGAAAACACGAAUGAAAAAUCAAAAUGGGGUGAUAUUUCUAAUGUUGAGUCACCUUUGAUGCCCAGAAUCACAUCUGUUUUCUCUCUCCAGAGCCAACAGGCAUCAGAAUUUUUGCCACCUGAGGUAAACCAAUUACUUCAAGAGGUAUUAAAAAUAAAAUCUGAUGUAAAACAAGACUCUAGUAAAAGUCCAGAUAAAGGUCUGCCACUUGAUUAUGACAAUUCAUUUCAGAAAAUUGAAGGGGAAGGCAAAACAGUUGAAUCUUCAAAAGACUUUAAAUUACAUGGCAGCUUCCCAAUUCCAUGUGGUGCUGUAGGGGCUAAUGUGGCCACAAAUGAUCUGACUAUAAAAUGUAGUGAAAAAGGAAAGCAGAUUCUUUCAGUGUCACAAGACACGAGAGAUUCAGAGAAGAUGCCUAGAAUUACAAGUAUUGGGACAUUACUUAAGACUCAGUCAGAUGCAAUAAUAACACAGCAGCUUGUUAAGGACAAACUUAGAGCCACUACACAAAACGUAGGUUCUUUAUAUAUGCAGAAUCCACUUGUAAAUACAGAACCAAAAAAUACUAUAUUUGUUCAGACCCCAAAAGGUCUUUUUGUUCCUUUUCACAUUGCUAACAAGCCAGGAUUACAUGUUGUUUCAGGAAGAUCACUUCCGUUGGUUAAUACCCAAGCUGUACCGGCCUCUCUUCUUUUAAACAAGAAACCUGGGAUGAUUUUAACGUUUAACAGUGGGAAAUUUGAAGGAGUUUCCACUGUCAAAACUGAGAGUGCUCAAGCCUGUGGAACUGCAACUAAGGAGCCUUGUAGAACACCGUUUUUAAAGGUUGAGCCAAACAGUAGUUGUCUGACACCUGCACUUUGUUCCAGCAUUGGCAGUUGUUUGAGCAUGAAAAGUAGUUCAGAAAAUACUUCACCACUAAAAGGUCCUUAUAUUAUUAAAACAACAGCAAGUUCUUCAGCGAAACCUGUACCUACGUCUCAAACGACAUCUGAGCAUCAAGGCACUAAGUUGAAUAUUUUGGAUACAGUAAAACAGCAAAAUGAGGGUUUUCCCAAACCACCGUUUUAUACUCUGUUACCUGAAAGCAAACAAGCUGUUUUUUUGAAGUGUAUGACGCCAAAUAAGACAGAGCUGCUUAAGCCUAAAUUAGUCCAAAGUAGUACUUAUCAAAAUAUACAGCCAAAGAAACCUGAAGUAGCACCACAAAAGUUUUUGCUGAAAAUUUUUAAUCCUGUUUUAAAUGUGACUGCUGCUAAUCUGUCAGUAAUCAACUCUACAUCUUCAUCACAGAAAGACAAUGUACCAUCUAAUCAGACUACAGGGGGAGAGCAGAAAGAGCCAGAAUCUUCUAAAGAGGCCUUAUUAGACGAUAUGAUGCCAGCAAAUGAAAUUGUGAUAACUUCUACUGCAACAUGCCCAGAAUCUUCUGACCAACCUAUGUGUAUUUCUGACCAUUCGGAGACUAGGGUGCUAAGGUACAAAACUAACUGUACAACUGAAAAAAGCUUCAGUAGAAAAAAGACUUCCCGCCAACAUUUUUCAAGAGUAAAGACUCAUCUAAGAGGUGAAGAUUCUGAAACUGUCUUUGUGUCUAAAAACAGAAACUGUAAACGAAAAUGUAAGGGUAGUUACCAAGAAUCUCCAAGAAAAACAUCAUUACAUAGAAAGUGUAAAGAAAAGACUAAACCUGAAGGUGUCCGAGAGGCGUUUGGAUUUAACAGACCUAGACUAUCAAAAGAUUCAGUCAGAACGUUGCGGCUUUUCCCUUUUAGUUCCAAACAACUUGUGAAAUGUCCUCGAAGAAACCAGCCAGUUGUAGUUUUGAAUCAUCCUGAUGCAGAUGCACCGGAAGUAGUGAAUGUAAUGAAAACUAUUGCUAAGUUUAAUGGACGUGUACUUAAAGUUUCAUUAUCUGAAAGAACUAUCAGUGCUUUACUGAAACCAGUUUGUUACAACUCUUCUAAAACAGCUUACGAUUUUUCCAGGAAGCACAAAACAUUUAAACCUGUUAGUUCUGUAAAAGAAAGAUUUGUGCUAAAAUUAACACUAAAAAAGACAAGCAAAAACAAUUAUCAGAUUGUGAAAACUACCUCUGAAAAUGUUCUGAAGGCUAAAUUUAACUGUUGGUUUUGUGGUAGAGUAUUUGACAAUCAGGAUAUUUGGGCUGGUCAUGGGCAGAGACAUUUAAUGGAAGCUACUCGUGAUUGGAAUAUGUUAGAAUAAUUUACAUUAACCACAAAGGAAAAGUAAAAUUAACUGAGGAGAUGUUAAACAGUGGAUUGAAUUACUUUAAUGCUGACAUUUUCUACCUGAAGUUACUUUUAAAAGUUAGAUUUAUACUGAAGAGUAAAAGUUCUUUUGUGUGCAUUUGAGUAUGGUAACACUGCACAUACUAAGUUGUAGAAAAAACAUCAGUACAAAUGUAAUUUAAGUUUUUUAAUCUGUUCUGAGAAUUUAGGGCUAAAGAAAAUUCUGGUAACAUUUUCCCAGUUUAGUUCUUCAGAAACUCUUACAGAGGGUGAGGUUGAUGGCCUGAUUCCCUCUUUUCCACCAGCCUUAUAAAUGGAUAAGUUUAGCUUCUCUGAAGAUGGAGAGCUUAUUCAUCAUGGGACUGAAGAAGUUUCUUACCAUUUGUGAAGAUGUAUGGAGCUCUUGUGUAAAGGAUUUAUUUAGCAUCUGUUAAACAUUCUUUUAAGGAGGUAUUAGGUGUUUGAAAGUACUUUUAAUUCAAUUAUAGCUACACCUUACAUAAUGCUUGAAAAGAACUUUUGACAAAUUUUUUUCUCCUUGUAUACUAUGCCUCAUUGAAAGACCCAAAGUAAAUUUUUUUUUUCUAAACAGCUGUAUCAAACAUUGUAAGGAAUGGGAAGCAUUGAGAGAAGAAUGAAAAAUCUCUGCCUAGUUUGAAGUUAAAUGAGAAAAUAAAACUUUUUUUUUUUUUUGGAAUUUGGUUUUAUUAUUCUCCAGUAAUUCCCUUGAAUGGAACUACUCAGUAUUCUUAUUUGGCAUAUGUUGUUUGUCUCCUAUAAACCAAGUGCCCUUUUCUUUUUUCUUUUUUUUUGCAAUGCUUUUUAAGAACACAGAAGCACUUCGAAGGGAAUGACUUCUUGAAAAUUGAAGGUUUUCUACAAAAAAAUAUUUUGAAUCAAGAUUAGCAGAACAAAUCUUUAUUUUUUUUAAUUAUGAUUGAUGUCUCAACCUGUCUACCUUGGGACAAACCGUUUUUGUUAGCAGCUUUUCAGUAGAAUUGAUAACCCAUAAUAGAUGGUUUACUGAUAGUUGGCAGUUGAAAAUGAAGAAGCAUUAAUUGUGAACUCGGUGGCAGUGCAUAAACUUCAGGAUAAAUUUCUAAGGGUCAUGUUUAACAAUUUUGAUAUGGGUAUUUUCAUGACAACAACAGAAACAUUGAUUUAAACUUUUCAGCUUAGAAGUUUGGAUCAAAUUUUGUUGGAUCAUUAGAUAAUGGAGUUCUUGUAUUACAAAAUUACAUAUGUAAUUUCUUUGUUAUGUUACAACAAGUGUUAAUGGUAUUUUCAUUGAAAAUUUCAGGGCUUUUUUCUGUACAUAACAAUUUAAACCUGUACAUAUUUUUGUACCUUUCAGUUAUGUAAAUUUUGCACAGGAAGUUUGACAUAAAGUUUAUUUUCUUUCAGUUUAGUUUUCUGCAUGCACUAAUAAAACUGGUUGCUUUAUUUAAAAGAAACAUGUAAGACUUUACCCAUGUAUUUUCUUGGUUUUAUUUCAGAUGUAGGCUUAUAGGGGGCGGGGUUUAAUUCAUUUUUCAGGGAUUGAACACUAUUUGUUAGCAAGUGCCUAAAAGAUGUGAAACAGUUUACAUAUGUCAACUGUAACAAUAGGUCCCAAAUGGGUCCAUUCCCCUAGUAGUUUUGUUUUAAAGAAAGCCAUACAUAGAUGCUUCGAGCUAUCUUGCUAUGCACAUUAUACAUGUACUGUUUUUGUGCAGUUUGUCUACUUUCUUGGUGGUGUUUUUUUUUUAAUAAGAUCUGUUAGAAAUGUGUUUCUUAAACUGUUUCGAAGAAUGGAGUUAAUUUGAAAUACACAGUAUAUAUUGACAAUGUAUAUGGUGUUUAAAGAAUGGUAAGCAUUGUUAAAUUUAUGUAAUGGUUGCUUUCUUUUAUUAAAUUUAUCUUGUUUGUGUUUACACAAUUUUUUUCUGUGCUAAAACUGAGUGCUACUUUUCAUUCUAA
This is a messenger RNA of Sorex fumeus (smoky shrew), 6937 nucleotides long. RefSeq names its product zinc finger protein 518A (gene ZNF518A). Bases 531 to 4952 code for a protein of 1473 amino acids. Gene Ontology annotation, molecular function: RNA polymerase II transcription regulatory region sequence-specific DNA binding; DNA-binding transcription factor activity, RNA polymerase II-specific. The transcript is spliced from 6 exons. Gene Ontology annotation, biological process: regulation of transcription by RNA polymerase II. Gene Ontology annotation, cellular component: nucleus. Lineage: Eukaryota; Metazoa; Chordata; Mammalia; Eulipotyphla; Soricidae. The record is from RefSeq and is a predicted model, not a curated record.